Messenger RNA from Capsicum annuum, 3726 nucleotides. RefSeq names its product homeobox-leucine zipper protein ANTHOCYANINLESS 2. The record is from RefSeq and is a predicted model, not a curated record. Gene Ontology annotation, biological process: regulation of DNA-templated transcription. The transcript has 9 exons. Lineage: Eukaryota; Viridiplantae; Streptophyta; Magnoliopsida; Solanales; Solanaceae. Bases 730 to 3237 code for a protein of 835 amino acids. Gene Ontology annotation, molecular function: lipid binding; DNA binding; DNA-binding transcription factor activity, RNA polymerase II-specific.
GAAUUAUUUAUUAUAGCUGCUUUGAAAAUAAAGUGAAAACUAAUAUGAGACGGAGAGAGAGAGUACUGUUCCUGCCCCUCCCAUUUCCUUUUUCUCUCUCGUCUCUUCUAUUGUCUUUGCAGAACUGAUAAAACAAAGCCUUUUUAGCUUCUUUUCUCUCACUUCCUUUUCUGUGUUUUUUGUUUUUUUAAAGGUAUCAAAAGUCAAGCAUGCAGAAAAUACAUAUAAACAGAACAGAAAAAUGCCCUCAAACUUAGGGUUUUUGCUUGCUUAAACCAUUCUUUUAAUCUUCUUAUGCUGUUAUAUUUGCAGCAAAGAUUGGUUUAAACAAAACACAAAAAAAGGUCCCCCUUUCUUUUCUUUUUUUUUUUUAAUCAAGGGAGAGAAAAGGAAUUUUAAUUUGUGCUGUUAUUUAAGGGAAGUUCGUAUAGAGAAGAGAAAGGAAAGUAGUAGUAGUAAAGAAGAGCACAAGUAAAGGUUUUUUUUUAUUGCUUUCUUUCCUUCUCUCUUUUCUCUCAGAGAGUAAAAAUUAGAGAGGAAGUUGGAGACAUUUGGAUUCGUCCUCGUGUCUCCUCUACCUCUCAUAAUUUUUUUCUCCUCUUUCUUCUCUUGAUUAUUGCUGAUUUUUAGCUCAAAAAGAUUACACUGAAUCUUUCAUCUUUCAUAUAUAUACACACAUAUAUAUAAAUAAAAGCUAAGUGUUUUUUGAGACUUUGUUGGUUUAUUUUCAUGAAUUUUGGGGGGUUUCUUGAUAAUAAUUCUGGUGGUGGAGGUGCAAGAAUUGUUGCUGAUACACCAUUCAAUAACAAUAGCAGCAGCGGCAACAAUAAAAGCAGUAACAACAACAACAACGAUAACAAUAUGCCCACUGGUGCAAUUUCUCAACCAAGACUUCUUCCUCAAUCUCUUGCCAAGACUAUGUUCAACUCCCCUGGACUUUCUCUUGCUCUUCAAACAGGGAUGGAAGGGCAAAAUGAUGUAACAAGAAUGGGUGAAGCAUAUGAGGGAAAUAACAGUGUUGGUAGAAGGAGUAGAGAAGAAGAACCAGACAGUAGAUCUGGAAGUGAUAACUUAGAAGGUGCAUCGGGUGAUGAACAAGAUGCUGCCGACAAACCACCAAGGAAGAAAAGAUACCACCGACACACUCCUCAGCAAAUCCAAGAACUUGAAUCUCUGUUUAAGGAGUGUCCUCAUCCUGAUGAGAAACAAAGGUUGGAGUUAAGCAAAAGGCUUUGCUUGGAGACUAGGCAAGUUAAGUUUUGGUUCCAAAAUCGCAGAACUCAGAUGAAGACUCAACUGGAACGCCAUGAGAAUUCGAUACUAAGGCAAGAGAACGAUAAGCUUCGUGCAGAAAACAUGUCUAUAAGAGAGGCAAUGAGAAAUCCAAUUUGUACUAAUUGUGGUGGUCCAGCAAUGAUUGGUGAAAUAUCUCUAGAGGAGCAACAUCUUAGAAUUGAAAAUGCUAGGCUGAAAGAUGAAUUGGAUCGAGUUUGUGCACUUGCUGGCAAGUUUUUGGGUCGACCCAUUUCAUCUUUGGUUACCUCUAUGCCUCCACCAAUGCCUAAUUCAAGUUUGGAACUUGGAGUUGGAAGUAAUGGAUUUGGUGGUUUGAGUAAUGUACCAACAUCACUCCCCUUAGCUCCACCUGAUUUUGGAGUUGGGAUUUCAGCUUCUAUGCCAGUGGUGCCUUCAACUAGGCAAACAAGUGGAAUUGAGAGAUCACUUGAAAGAUCUAUGUAUCUUGAACUUGCUUUGGCUGCUAUGGAUGAAUUGGUAAAAAUGGCACAAACUGAUGAGCCUCUUUGGUUCAGGAGCAUGGAAGGUGCUAGAGAAGUACUAAACCAAGAAGAGUACAUGAGAACAUUUACUCCUUGCAUUGGUAUGAGACCAAACACUUUUGUUUCUGAGGCUUCCAGGGAGACAGGCAUGGUAAUAAUCAAUAGUUUGGCUCUUGUUGAGACAUUAAUGGACUCUAAUAAAUGGGCAGAAAUGUUUCCUUGCCUAAUUGCUAGAACCUCAACAACUGAUGUAAUAUCAAGUGGUAUGGGUGGAACCAGAAAUGGUGCACUUCAGCUGAUGCAUGCUGAGCUCCAAGUACUUUCACCAUUAGUACCAAUUAGAGAGGUCAAUUUCCUGCGUUUCUGCAAGCAACAUGCUGAAGGUGUCUGGGCUGUUGUUGAUGUGUCUAUUGAUACCAUCCGUGAAACUUCUGCUGCACCGACAUUUCAAAGUUGCAGAAGGCUUCCUUCUGGCUGUGUAGUCCAAGAUAUGCCUAAUGGCUAUAGCAAAGUUACAUGGGUAGAACAUGCCGAAUAUGAUGAGGGCGCGAAUCACCAUCUUUACCGGCAGUUGAUCAGUGCUGGCAUGGGCUUUGGUGCACAAAGAUGGGUGGCCACCCUCCAACGCCAGUGUGAAUGCCUUGCAAUCCUCAUGUCAUCCACGGUGACCUCCAGGGAUUACACUGCAAUAACUCCAAGUGGAAGGAGGAGCAUGUUGAAGCUAGCACAACGCAUGACAAACAACUUUUGUGCUGGUGUUUGUGCUUCAACGGUACACAAGUGGAACAAACUUUGUGCAGGUAAUGUAGAUGAAGAUGUCCGUGUUAUGACCCGAAAGAGCGUCGAUGACCCUGGUGAGCCACCGGGCAUCGUCUUGAGCGCUGCUACUUCCGUUUGGCUGCCCGUUUCCCCACAAAGGCUCUUCGAUUUUCUCCGCGACGAACGCCUCCGCAGCGAAUGGGAUAUCUUAUCCAACGGUGGUCCUAUGCAAGAAAUGGCUCAUAUUGCCAAAGGCCAAGACCACGGCAACUGUGUCUCCCUCCUCCGUGCUAGUGCGAUGAACGCCAAUCAGAGCAGCAUGUUGAUACUUCAAGAGACAUGCAUCGACGCAGCUGGGGCGCUUGUUGUAUACGCGCCAGUUGAUAUCCCGGCAAUGCAUGUGGUGAUGAACGGUGGAGAUUCUGCUUACGUGGCUCUGCUUCCAUCGGGAUUCUCAAUUGUACCCGACGGCCCAGGAUCUCGUGGGUCAAGUACUGGUAAUUGUGGGUCCAAUGGGCCUCCUUCAUGUAAUGGGGGCCCAGAUCAAAGGAUUAGUGGGUCACUCUUGACAGUAGCCUUCCAGAUAUUGGUGAAUAGCCUACCAACAGCAAAGCUCACUGUGGAAUCAGUGGAAACAGUCAAUAAUCUUAUUUCAUGCACUGUUCAGAAGAUUAAAGGAGCCCUACAUUGUGAAAGCUAAAUUGGAAAACACUUGCCACAGGGAUGCAAUCAUAUCCUUUUUUUUUUCUUUUUUUUAAAAAAAAAUUUAUAAUAUAUAUAGUUUAACUAGUCGGGAAAAGGGGCUAUUGAGUCGCGUUGACUAGGAGGGCUAAAGUCAAGAUCUCGGGCUGAAUUGGAAGCUGAGUCAAGAACGAACCUCGUUGCUUGGUGGUAAGGGCCAGGUUGUAAAUUUGGCCCUUAACACCAAGCAAAGGGGAUGGUUCGGGUAUUGACUCAGGAACGAAUACCAUUUGGUUUCAAAAUAUGGAAAUUUCAGUUUGGGCAACACAGUGUGACAGCAAUAUGUCAAUUUCAGCAGCUAUGGUUUGUUUUGAUAACAAUUUGUAGUUGUUUGUUGGAGAGUCAUAAUGGCUCUUUUGUUUAAUUUAGUAUGGUGGGGGACUAAUCAACUCUUGUACGUUAUCUUUAUUGUGACUUCUUUAUCUUUGACCCUCUUUCUCAUGUUUAA